AUGUUGACUUGUGCUUAUUUUUGGAAUUUAGGACCAUAUAUGGAUAAGGAAUGUAAAUAAGGAGCGGAGAAAGAAUAAAAGUAAACCCAUAUUACCUGACUUGGUUCAGGUUAAGGGAUCGCCUUCUUCAAUACUGCCUGGAUCCUCGAUGGAUGGUGACGAUGUCUGUUGUGUUUGUGGAGAUGGAGACGUUAACAACGUCAACCAAAUAAUCUAUUGCGAUAUGUGCAACAUUGCUGUUCACCAGGAUUGCUAUGGCGUGCCUUAUAUCCCAGAGGGACAGUGGUUAUGUCGCCGGUGCAAACUUUCUCCGUCUGCUCAUGUGGAGUGUUGUUUGUGUCCGAAUACAAGUGGUGCCUUCAAGCAAACGAGUGAUGGAAGAUGGGCUCACGUCAUAUGUGCCAUUUGGUUGAAUGAGGUUCAUUUCGGUAAUCUAGUUUUUCUGGAGCCUAUUGAAGGUGUUGACGCUUCAUUAGAACGCCGCUGCAAGUUGAAAUGCUUAGUAUACUCAACUUUCAACCGUCAGUGGAAAAUCAUGGGUGCGUGUCUCCAGUGUUCAACUCGUAGUUGUCUUAAAGCGUUCCAUGUGACAUGUGCGCAGCAGUCAGGAAUGACGAUGAAGAUCGAGAACAAUUUCGACCCUGAUAAUGCAGAAAUGAUGGACGUUCAAGUAGGUCACCUUUUUCGAAUAUUGGCUAGUUUUAUGCCAACACUUUCUAUGGAAUCGAUAGGGACCAUAAAGGACUUGGUUGGAUUCGACAUCGAGGACAUAGCUCAGUACUGGUACCUUAAGAGGAAAAGCCGAUGUGGUGUUCCUCUUAUACGAAGACUGCAGGUAUGGAAUAUAUUUCGAUCUUCAAUGACACCUAAGUCACACACUGAAAGGUACUUGUUCUUAACGAUGCCACUUUAG
Angiostrongylus costaricensis is the source of this 913-nucleotide messenger RNA. Lineage: Eukaryota; Metazoa; Nematoda; Chromadorea; Rhabditida; Metastrongylidae. The record is from the annotation of a GenBank genome assembly.